GUUCAGAAACACUUAGAUCAGGAAGACAAGUGAUAAACAUAAGUGGUCACUUAAUCCUUGUAUAUAGAGGCAGGCUGAAUCUGGCCGACAAUAUAUGCGCUGUUAAAUUCAGACAAGACCUUGUUUAAUCAUGGACCCCAGUACCAGUGCCCAGGACGUGCUGAGAUGUGACCUCUGUAAAAUAGGUGUGGUAGCGAUGCACUGUGACACAUGUCUGGUUAAUCUGUGUAAGGUCUGUGUUGGAGAACACAUGAUUUCUGAUGAAUCAAAAAAUCAUGAAAUUGUCCCUUUCAAGCUUAGAAAAUCUACCCCCAUUUAUCCUGGAUGUACAUUUCAUGUCAAAGAACGAUGUGAAAUGUACUGUAAUCAAUGUGACAUUCCUGUGUGUGCCACCUGUCUUACUUCAGAUCACCAUCUGGGUCAUAAAUUAUUAAAAAUUUUAAGAGUUCUAGAGAAGAAAAAAGAAGACAUCAACAAAGAUCAAACUGAGAUGAAUGAUACAAUUUACCCAACCUACCAGGACAUUGUCUCUGAUGUACAAAACAGAAUGAGUCAGUUAGAAAAGGAAUAUGAAGACCUUUCAUCAGCCAUAUCAAAACAUGGAGAGGACUGGCACAGAGAAAUUGACAAACUUGUCAAGAAACUUAACGCUGAAGUUGAUGAGAUGAAAAACACACAGAUGCAAACUCUACAGAAACACCUGGAUGAAAUAAUUAAGAACAUUUCUGAAAUCAAGAAUGAAAUUAAUUCAAUUGAUGCUGCUGUCAACUCUAAUGACAUUUCAAAAGUAUUCAAUGUGAAAUCAGAUAUAAAAAGACAUAGAAAUCUUCCAGAAAAAAUACUCAUAUCUUUACCAAAAUUUACUCCAGGAAGGAUUCAAGGAAACGAAUUCUCUAAAUUCUUUGGAGCUUUGUCAUCAAGUUCCCUCACUUCAAAAAAGCUAGGCUACAGCCUGAAGACAACAGAAAACUCACCAGAAGCUGGAUCCUCUCCUCCAAUGAAACAACUACUUGAUGAACCAGAGACUGUCACCACCAUUGAAACUGAGUAUACAAACAUUCGCAAUGUGGCCUGUCUGAGUAAUGAAGAGAUUUGGACAAUUGGACAAUAUAACAACACUAUGAAACUCUACAACAUAAGUCAGGGAUCACUACUCAAGUCAAUCACAACCAAGUCAGGAGACACACCAGCUGACAUAGCAGUGACAAAAACUGGAUAUCUAGUUUAUACUGAUUGGCGGUGCAGAACUGUGAAUAUUGUGAAGAAUGAGAAGAUAGAAGAGGUUAUCAGAUUAACGAAAUGUAAUCGUCAUGUUGUCUGCAUCGCAACCUCUGGAGAUUUUCUGGUUAUAAUGGAUAGUGAUGACAUAAAUCCAUCAAAGAUUGUCCGUUACUCUGGUUCCACAGAAAGACAAACCAUUCAGUUUGAUGAUAAAGGCCAACCUCUAUAUCCAUCCGGUCCUUCUACGAGACAUAUUACUGAGAGCAGAAACCUGGAUAUCUGUGUAUCGGACUGUGAGGCUGGAACAGUAGUGGUGGUAAAUCGGGCUGGAAGACUGAGAUUCAGGUACAAAGGACAUACUCCUGCUCCAAAGAACAAACCAUUCAGUCCACUUGGAAUCACCACAGACAGUCAGAGUCACAUCCUUACAGCUGAUAAAUGCAAUGACUGUGUCCACAUCAUAGACCAAGAUGGACAGUUCCUCUGUUACAUCAAUUUUGGUCUGAGAAAUCCAUGGGGACUGUGUACAGAUACAAAUGACUAUCUCUAUGUUUCUCUAUAUGAUGAAGGACAAGUGAAGAAAAUCAGAUAUCUGCAGUAAAAGCAAACUAGAGAAAUCUUUGAAAAUAUGAAAAUAACUUGGAAAUAAUUGAUAAUACAUAUAUCUACUUCUUAUAAAAUUUCACCGGUUUAUGAAUGAACUGUGAAUUUAAAAGUAAAUUAUAUCAUAGAAAUGCAUUUAAA
Saccostrea cuccullata (small rock oyster) is the source of this 1965-nucleotide messenger RNA. RefSeq names its product tripartite motif-containing protein 55-like. The transcript has 2 exons. The record is from RefSeq and is a predicted model, not a curated record. Lineage: Eukaryota; Metazoa; Mollusca; Bivalvia; Ostreida; Ostreidae. Gene Ontology annotation, molecular function: zinc ion binding; ubiquitin protein ligase activity; translation repressor activity. Gene Ontology annotation, biological process: negative regulation of translation; protein polyubiquitination; proteasome-mediated ubiquitin-dependent protein catabolic process. Bases 131 to 1822 code for a protein of 563 amino acids.